CCGCCAUUCCUACCCUUGCAAUCUCUCCUCGAAAUCUUGGCACACAAUCAAGUCGAAUUUUGGAACCUUACCCGAUGCCCCUAUUGGCCUUCGUUGCAUCUUUGAUCCCUGUGGCGCUCGACGGCUGCAUGCCUACCGAGCCCACAACACACUUCCAACGUCAAAAUUCCCCUACGCUGCCUCGACAACUCAUCUUGCGUAUGGAUGCUCUGACUCUUCGUCCGGUGUUUGCUCCACUACCCGUAACAGCGCGAUUGGUUCUGUCUCACCGCGAUAUCGCGACGCCUUAUCUCGAGAGCACGCACACUGUCGCGAUGCCUCUCCACGAAUGCGCUAUGGCCGCGUAGAUGUCCUGUAUCAUUUACACC
Paraphaeosphaeria sporulosa is the source of this 368-nucleotide messenger RNA. RefSeq lists its product as uncharacterized. The record is from RefSeq and is a predicted model, not a curated record. Lineage: Eukaryota; Fungi; Ascomycota; Dothideomycetes; Pleosporales; Didymosphaeriaceae. The transcript has a single exon. The coding region runs from base 75 to 347 and encodes 90 amino acids.